Pararge aegeria (speckled wood butterfly) is the source of this 6402-nucleotide messenger RNA. Its product is annotated as transforming acidic coiled-coil-containing protein 3-like. Bases 358 to 1326 code for a protein of 322 amino acids. The record is from RefSeq and is a predicted model, not a curated record. NCBI's taxonomy places the organism in Eukaryota, Metazoa, Arthropoda, Insecta, Lepidoptera, Nymphalidae. The transcript is spliced from 2 exons. Gene Ontology annotation, biological process: mitotic spindle organization; cell population proliferation; cerebral cortex development. Gene Ontology annotation, cellular component: cytoplasm.
UCAUCCAUCCGUCGACCAUUUAGGAUUUUAGCGAAAAAUCCUAAUUUUAUUACCGUAUUAAGUAAAAAUUGAUUAAGUGCCUACUUAAGGCGUCACAUUAAUUGUCGCUGUAUAAAAGUAUUUUGUCAUAAGUGUGUGUAUAGUGCCUUUUAUAACUCUGAACUCCCAAAUGAUAUUUUAAUUCCAUGCGUGGGAUGUUUACAAUUUUUUCGUAAUUUCCAUUACAUUUCUAAGCAGUAGGCGACCUAUAUGAUGUGUUACAUCGAUUACAAGGAGGCGAUGUCAGCAACAAAAGUUCAUCAAGUGUAACUAACAGAGAGUGCAGUUAAAUAUUUCGUGUACACCGUGAAAAGUACCAUGUCAGGUACAGAGCAGAAUAUAGUGAACUCUAUGCAACAACUCUCUGUUCAACCAAGCAACAGUGGUCAUACAGAGAAGCCCACGCAAGUAGUCACGCCAGCUGUCAACAGGAGUCAGUCUGUUGCUAGCAAAGUUACAUCUGUAAAGGUCAACAGUGUAUCCCCUGCUAUUGCGACUAUUGAUAGACUUUUAAGCUUGGGUGCCAGCAUUCCUCCACCACCUCCUGUGAUCACAAGGUCUUCAGACAUGGACCCUCACACCCUCGAACAAUUGCGCGCUGUCAAAGAAAUGUUGACAGCCCAAGAAGAAGAAGCUCAAGGCUUGAGGGACCUAAACAGAGACUUGCGUGAGCGUUUAGAACAUUGUGAAACAAAAAUAAAAAAGCUGAAUGAACAGAAUGAUGAAUAUGCUGAAAAAGAGAAGGUGCUGUCACAUCGUGUGGCUGAAAAGGUUAGGAAUAACAAACAAAUGAGUGUUGUUAUGGAGGAGUAUGAGCGCACCAUAUCCUCACUAAUAGGGGAAAGGGAAACUGAGGCUAAGAGGUGGGCAGAGGAACGUGCCACUCUGCUACGGGAGCGAGAUGAGGCUGCAGCACAUUUAGCUUCUAUGGAGCAUGCUUUCAACGAUGUUCAUACCAAAUAUGAAAGGUGUAAAGUAAUUAUUCAAGGGUACAAAGGCAAUGAGGAGAUGUUGAAACGCACAGUUGAGGAAAACAAUGAUGCAAUACAAAAACUGGAGGCAAGAUAUGAGACAUUACGUCAACAUGCUAUGCAACAAUUAAACAAAGCUAAUGCUGAACUAGAUUCGGUCAAAAAGUCUCAUCAGGCGGAAAUUCUGAAGCUUAAUGCAAUGCUUAAAAAGAGUGAGGUACAUGCAUCAUCUUUACAGGAAUCAUUGGCACAGAAAAUCAAAGAUAAUGAGGAACUCACAGCAAUCUGUGAUGAGUUGAUAAACAAAGUGGGUUGAUUAAGGAUAACUAUGGUUUCUAAUAUUGACUAUACUCAAUAUCAUUAUCAUUUAACUAAUUAACAUAUAGAUUUAAAAAAAACAACAUUAGAGUACAUUAAUAAAUAAAUAAUCACUCAGUCUCUAAUGUUAACGAUUAUAAAAAACACGCAAAUUAAAACAAGCAGAGCUGUUACCAUUUUGAAAAAAAAAUGCAUGAGUAAUGCAUAUCCAUUAUUAUUUAUAGUUUUGUGCAAUCAGUAAGUAAUAUUUUUUUAUUUUUGUACACUUUAAAAUGUUAACUUUAUUUAGAAUUUAAGUUUUUACCUUAUGACGUUUUUAUUUAUAUAUUAAAAUGAAUUGUGUCAUAUCUCAUACAGCAAUAAAAUCACUCAGUGCUUUGCGUUCAUCUUAUGGUUCUUUCACAUUGGUGCUAAUUCAGGUAACAUAUAGACACACACAUUUUUAUAUUGAUCUCUUUAAAAUGGCCUUGUUUUUUCACAGUGUUCUCUGUUCAAAACAAUGGAUUAUUUUUGAACCUGUCAAUUUUGUUUAGAGAUUUGUGUUCAAACUACAAAAAAAUAGCACCAUUAUCAUAAUUUAUAAGAGAAUAUCACUUGUCUAUGAAAAAAAUUUCUCAGCUAGAUUUAGACAGUAAGGAAUAAUGAAACACUCUUAUACUAUUGGCCAAAAGGUGUACAGUUUUAGCAAGACACAUCCGAUGCAUCCACCUCAAUGUAAUAAUAGCAUCAAAUGUAUCCUAUUAUCAUUGGUAUUAUAGGGAGACCAUUUGGUGAUAUUUUAGUUACACACAUUUUUGUCUGUUAGUUAUAGGCCUUGCCCAGCUUAAACAUUUGUGUAAUUAGCAAAAUGGCCUUAUUGUAAAUAUUUUUUGUAUUCCAUAGCCAAGUGAUAAUGUCUUAUGUGAAUUAAGAAGUUUAAUGUGAAUGAAUCUUGACACCUUAGUAGCUUUUCAUAUUUUCAUUUAUUUAUAUAAGAAAGGAAGCAACUGACAAUUUUUUUUGCUUCUCAUAUAGGAAUUGUAACAAAUUCAUUUCCAAAGAUUUAUUUAAGAAUGUGCUCACAAAAAAUAAGGUGGUGCAAAGCAUUCAGGGAUAUGUAAGGGUGCAUUCAGGAAGAUUUAUAUCUUAAGCUCUCCUAAAGUGAAUCAUAAUUAAUGAAUGAUAGCAAUUUUAUCACAAUCUUAAUGAUUCAAAACAGCAUCGAAAAUUAAAACAAUAGUGAAUUGUCUAAUUUUGCUCUAAGGUUAUGAAACAAUAUUCAGGCCUGUCAAUUCAUGAUUGGUAAUAGUUUGAGAAUGUUAUUUUGGCAGCCAACAGUAAAAACUUUAUCUGAAAUUGAACAAUUGAUUGAGUUCAAUCAUGACAUUAUUUCUAAAGAAAUAUUAUUAUUUAAAGGAUUCUGUUAUUAUAGACUUCCCCUUUCUGUACUUAAAGACCAGUAAUUUUAUUUAAAAAAUCAAUAGUUUAGGAUCUAAGAACUAAAGAAACCUAACAUUUAUAAUUAAAAGCUAGAAAUAUGUCAGUUUUUAAGUAAAUCUCCAAAAAUAAACGUUAACUGCAUAAUAAACAUUCUGUUUUGAAGAAAUUGAAUGAAAGAUAAAUUGCUACAUACGUGUAUGUCUAAACAUAAUGCUAUUAUUUUCCACAAAGAACUGAAAAGAAGGGCACUAAAUUCAGACCUGUUGUUUGUCAUCUUAGUUUAGCUUUUCUGUGAUACUUCUUCAACAGAUUUGGCAACAGGGAAUACUAUCCUUUUUUCACAGUUUUUGUUUUUUAAAAAAAGACGCCGCCUUGGAUUCGUAUCCUGCGCUGCCAAAAUUACAAGACAUAAAACCCGCCGCUCAUUGUGAAUUUUUCGCUGUCGUUUCCAUUGUUAUAUGUCACUGGGCUAUAAAACCCGCUCUUUCCUCAGUUUGGGAACUGUCGAUGUCGUCGAGCCCUGGGGUUCUUCUCAUGUCGAGCUCUCGCGCUCGCCCCACUCCCCCGGUGACUUCGUAGCAACCCCUCAGGUUGUUAGCGGCAAGUGUCCUUCCGAAAAAGUAAAAGAUGGAAUUCAAAGAAUUUUCCGCUAUUUGUCGCCGCGCGACCCGCGCACCCUAGAGUCGUCGGUUGCUGGAACUAUGGGUCGCUGUCAUUUGAUACAUCUUCAUAGCAUUCCACUUGCGACAAUAAUUCACGACGGCAAAAAGUCACAAUGACCUAAGGCCCUAACAUUCAGAAACUCUUACAACCCUAGCUGCCAUAUACAUAUUAUGUCAUUGAAUAAAAAUUUUGUAUUAAUGUAUAGUAAUAAUUAUUAUAGUGUAAGAGUAGUUGUUAUUUUUGUGCUUUGUAUUUUAUUAUUAACCUUAUUAACUAUUAUAUUUUGUGUUAUAAUCAUUUUAAGUUGAAGUAUUUUAUAGUUAUAUACAGCAUCUCCAGAAUAGAAGUGAUAUUAUUAAAAGAUUCGGUUUGCAAAAAAAUUAUGAUUAGCAACUUUUGGAAGUCGAAAUGAGUAUGAAUGUAUUGGACGAAACAUACCAAAAUGUAUAAUUUAAAAUUCAGUGCUUUUAGAUCACUUUUAUACUGAAGGUGGAGGUAGAAAAAAAUAAUCCAGGCUCCAAAAUUCGCUUGUUUUUUUUAUUGAUCUAGUCUUUAAAGCUAAUUUCCGGAAAUUUUCAUUAUGCUUUGCUUAUGAGAUUACGAACUCAAAAUAGAUUUAUAAAAUGUGUAUUAAUAUUUAGUGAAAUUAGUGUUUAAAUGCCGCUUGGUUAAAUUCACUACACACCAUAGCCAGAACACGAUUGCAAUGGGCCUAAAGUAGACAAAUAUAUUCUAAAAGAAUUCUGUUCCUAUUUCAUAGAAUCUCCAUCUCAGUAAGAUGAAGGUAUACUAAAAAAAAAAAAAAAUUUGAGACUAUGCGCGUACGAACCGAUUGUCAAGGUUAAAGUCAAACACUAAAACGCAGUCGAUGUUUUACCAUUGCAGGAUUAAAUUGAUCGCGUGCCUGCAGCAAAGCGAAAACUAUAAGACUGGCGAUCAUUGAAGUGAAGGGUGAUGGGCACUGAAGGGCAAGACCAUUGUGAUCUUAUCACCCUUUAUUUCAUAAAUUUAUAAAGAAAAUUAGUCAUGAUAUUAUUUAGUAAGGUUCCCGGAGUUUUUCGCCGCCUCAUUUUUCUCGAUAUAACCAGUAUUAAUUAUUAAAGGAUAAUUUUCAUAAAAUGAUAAAACUUUUGAUUGCUACAUAUGGGUAGUGUGCUUAAUUAAAUACGGGUGCAUAAGCAAUAUACUUAACUCUUGUUGCAAGACUCAAAUGACUGGUAGAUAUGCCUCAUGGUAUUUUUAGUGGUUUCUUAACAUAAAAUCCCCUUAGCCUUGCGGUAUACGGACAUUGUGGAUUUCCAGUAUUCCAUUUUGUGCAUUUCUGGCUUUAAAACGAAGUUCACAUACAACUCGAUGCGGGCGUGUGGUGGGCACCGCAAUAGGUAAUUAGGUAUUAAUUUACUAUUGAUACUGAGCGCUUGCCAAUGCGCUUUCUCCAAAAUUAUACACGUACUAAGACGACUAAGUUGAUGUGUGUCUUUAAACUCUCAUGUUUCAAUGUUUCUAUUUCAUCUUGUUUAAUCGUAUUGAUAAGUCAUGAGUCAGUUUAGCACUAUGUUACGCUUAAAAGCAAUAGGUAUAAGCCUUUAUCGCGAUCAAAAACCUUGGGAGCUUAGAGACUAGCUGACUGCACCUCAGGUUAUUCCAUAAAAUGAACUAGGAUCAGUUUCAUAAGACUGAAAACUUGUCAAAUUAUACUAUUGAUGAACACGAAAAGCUCUGCCUGGAAGUCUGCUCUGGAAGCUGGAAACUCUGGCUGGAGUCCAAUCGAUAUCGACAGAACGAAAUCCGAUUAAUUAUUAUUAUUUUAACGAAAGGAUAAAGGAUACUACAUAUACCCGUAUCCAAAUAAUAAUAAUUCAUAUAAAUAUCCAACCGAUUAUAAUAUAUUAUAGUAUCGUAAGUUAUGUUCAACAUCUAUCCAUAUAAAUAAAUUAGAUUCAAUUUUCUUUCUCAAAUCUUUGCUUUAAAAUAAAUUUAUUAUGAAAAGAUCAUUGUGGCCUUUUAGUAGCGCGAUACAAAAAUUGUCGCAACUAACAAGCAGCUCUCUUAUCGCGCGACAUUUUCUUCCUAAUUUAAAAGAAACUAAGGACACAGCGUCUUUUCUUCGCUCAGACGAUGUACAUUAACGACCUUUAAGCGGGAUUUAGUCAUAGCUAGUAAAACUUUGUACACGUUGUAUGUACGUCGCGAAAUAUUGGCACAAACGUCGAUACAGGUGGGAUGUGUUCAUGUAUUUGUACUGAAGCAUCAUGUUCAUGAAAUGUACGUUGCUGCGACGCUGUUUUUAUAGCAUUUCACUCGCGACUUUUAAUUGUGCUUUCACAAGAAAAAAGUCGCGCUGUUAAACGACUGUAUCGUGUUCGCAGCGCGUUUCAGUUUAGUUUAUCGCGCUGUUUCGCGCAGAAAAAGUUGCGCGCAAGUGUUCUUAAACUUAUAAUGGCCGGUUUUAUACUAACUUAAUUGUAUUUAAUUAUUAUACGGCUGAAUCGCUCGCAACUCGGUCACGUGCCCGCCUAGGCUAAUAAAAUAUCUAAUAUUGUGUUACUGUAAUAGAUUGUUUUCCUUGUAUAGUGUGUGUGCCUUUAUGAAAAUAAAAACUCAGCAUCCAUCCAGUCCAAUGUAACAAUACAUUACGAAAUGUUCUUGAAAGUUUUAAAGUGAAUUAAAUAUGUGAUAGUCUAAGAGCUGGUGAAGGGAUUGUUCAGUAAUUUAUGCAAAACAAAGUUACUAUUGAUAGUCUAAUAUGAAGGGUUUACUGGGUUGAUACAUUAAUUUAAAUAGACAUUGAAUAACAAGUUACAAUAGGAUUUACGAUGUAACUAUAAAUUUGUAGGCACUUAUGUACACGUGUGUAGUAAACAUUUUUAACGAAUCGUUCACCAAUUCUUGGAUUAUAACUAUAGUCCUGUCCAAGUUAUUGUGGUUAGUAGUUUAAUUAUUAGAAUUAACUUUCUUCACGACGCAAAAGUAUUACUGCUUGUAAUAUUAU